UAUACCAGAGGCGCCGGAGAGGCAGAUGACAGAUAUGAUCGGCGAACCGAUUCUUCUUUAUGGAUUCCCUGCUGAAAUAAAGUCAUUUUACAUGAGUCGGUCUGCUGAAGACAAUCGAGUGACUGAGUCUGUUGACUUGUUGAUGCCGAAUGUGGGAGAAAUUGUCGGGGGAUCGAUGCGUAUUUCUGAUGAGGCCGAGUUAAAUGCCGCGUUUCUAAAAAAUGAGAUCGACCCUUCGCCAUAUUAUUGGUAUACUCAGCAGGUGCAAUCCGAGUUUAUUCGUAGAGGAAGUUUGGAACUUUCCCUCAUGGAGGAUAUGGACUUGGACUUGAGCGCUUUGCGACCUGGAUGUUGGGGCUCUAUCAUAUAAGGGAGGUCUGUCUUUAUCCCAGGUUUAUUGG
Molecule: messenger RNA, 401 nt
Organism: Octopus sinensis (East Asian common octopus)
Lineage: Eukaryota; Metazoa; Mollusca; Cephalopoda; Octopoda; Octopodidae
Product: asparagine--tRNA ligase, cytoplasmic-like
Exons: 1
Coding region: 26-370 (114 amino acids)
Biological process (GO): asparaginyl-tRNA aminoacylation
Cellular component (GO): cytoplasm
Molecular function (GO): asparagine-tRNA ligase activity; ATP binding
Source: RefSeq, a predicted model, not a curated record